AUGCCAUAUUUAAGCCCAACCAGACUAAGAGAAAUCAAGCAUAGUAUAAUGGGCGAUGCUUUUUCCAAAGUGAAAUUUAUUUCAGAUUGUAAAACGAAAAAGCUUCAAGGUACUGAUUUACUUGAUGAGUUGCUAACAUUAUUAUUAAACAACCACAUUCAAAUUAUUACUGGAACUAUUAGCGAUGACUCAAUUGUGCCCUCAAGAGAUGAUAUAUUGGAAAUUUUUAUUGGUUUAUUCAAUUUGGAAAUAAAUGUUUAUCCAAUAGACACAUCCACAUAUUUGCUAAAGUUGAUUUUUUUAUUAAUAACUGGGAGGCUCAAAGUUGGGUCAGCAGUAGAUUUGGAAUUCACUUACAAAUAUUUUUGCUGUAUCAACACUGGCUUACAAUAUUCAGUUCCUAAAGCUCUAUUACAGCAGCACGAAGCUGACGAAAGUAUUGAGAACAAAAAACCUUAUAUUACAGACCAAUUUAUAGAAUUCAGCGCCGAUCUUUUGGAAAAAAUUUACAUCAACACACAGGACACAAUAACCAAUGCCACCGAUGAACGUCCUACUUUAAUUUACAAAUGUGUUUCGGAAAUAUUGGAUAUUUUAAUGAAGUUAACUUAUCAAAGAUCAAUCAACAGGGAAAAUAAAUUUUUUACUAUAAUUCCCUUAAUAUUAAAUAUGUUUUAUGAGAAAUAUAGAUAUGCGUUGGAUUUUAAAGUUUUAUACAUUAACCACUUACUACCAUCCAAUAUCAAGACUCCGAAUCUAAAAGUUUUACAAUUUUUAAAUCCAUAUGAAAUCGAAAUUUUAACAAAAACGAUGAUUUUGCUGUCGAAUAAAACAACUAAAAAUGAGGCAAGUUUUAUGGAUAUCGAUGAGUACUCUCGCCUCAAGGUGUUUGUCAAAAUAUUUACCAAAGCAAUCGACAAUUUAGAAUUAAAAUGCGCUGCAAUCAAAUACUUAUUGACUAGUGCAGAGUAUGAUGGCGAUUUUAGCGAAUUAUAUCUUUUAAUUUAUCAGCACCAAGAAGUAGUUGACAAUUUACCUUGGUGGUUUGAUGUUUUAGAUAUUCUUUUAAUUUCGUUUAGAAACGAUACCAUUAUGCUGGAUCAAUUUUCGCAAGGUAUACUUAAUAAUUUUUUAAUGCCUUAUUUUGAAGAAAGAUUUUUUAGUUUAUUACAAUAUAGACAGCACACUAUGGCAUCAUAUCACGAGUUGGCACAGUUGUUUGAGUUACUGAGUUUAUUGUGUUCUUAUAAUGCUGACUACAAGUUUACUCUAUUGGAUUUUAAAUUUCCAUUCUAUAAUGCAGAAGAACUAUUGCAAAAAAAUAAAAAAACCAAAAAGAGACUUAGACUAUCUUCUGCCUGCACCGAAUCAAACGGUGGCAAAGAGCUUCAAAAAAACCAGAAAAAUAAAACUUUAUUAGAUAGAAUUAAUAAAAUUUAUCAAGACGCUGAUUCAAAUUAUAGGGGUACUAUUGGUGAUAGAGAUGAUACUGUAAAAGAUGGGGUUGUUACCGGAAGUCAUUUGGUGGAAAUUAUUAGGAAUGGUAUCAAUGGUCAUGUUGAAAAUUUAAAAAAGGCGUUACAAUUGCCAGUAUAUGAUACUGACGAAGCAUACCCAUGUUUAAUAACAUCAGAGCUAACAAAGUCGAUGUUAAUUUUAACCAAAUCAUUAACACGAAGCGCUUCAUCACUAAGGAAAUAUUUUAAAAGCAAAGUUAUAGCAAAUACCUUUUUAAAUUUGGUAUCUAGCGAAAUUGAUCUAAUUUUUUAUUUCAAGAAUAGCACAUUGCAAAAAAAAUUGUUGAAAAGUGAAGUGGAAAUCUUGGCAUUUGCAUUAGGCAUUAUAUCGAAUUUUUCUUUAGAGUUUUCGCCUCUGCAGCCCUUUAUAUUUUCUAAUGGAAGUAUUUUCAUUGGUUCACUUAAUAAAAUAUUUGAUCUUUUCCAAGACCCGAAUGUUUUUUAUUUCAACCCCGAUGUGAUCUUAAAUAAUUUGUGGGUUUUAAGAAAUAGAACCUUUGAAUCGUCUGUUGAAGUCAGAGUGGAGUUAUUGAGUCAAAUUUCUUUAGAAAAAAUUUUGAAAUAUACUAUUGAUCCAAACUGGAAAAUUCAAGAACAGUGUUUCUAUUUAUUGGCCAAUUUAACAUGCAGUUCACGUAAAUUAAUAAAUAUGCUUUUGAAAUGCUUUUUAACUGAAACAAUUAAAGAUUGCCAAAGCGAUGUUACUGAAUCAUGUUAUUUGUUUGAAUUUUUGGCAAGCAAGAUGAAAAAAUUAAAUGUCAACAAUGAGGUACAAUUCAGAAUUUUGCUAUCCAUAUUAUAUAUUCUAGCAAACAUUUCAGCAAUUAACGAGCACAAGAGACAAAUGAUUGUGGAGAAUGAUGAUUUAAUGAAUUGUAUUAAAGAUAUUUUAUCUAGAAAUAUUUCUGGAUACACUUACAAAGCUUUAAAUUUAGCUUGUUUACGUAUUUUGAGUAAUUUAGUAUGGAGCUCGCAUCAAACCCCUGGUCACUCAUAUAACAACACUUAUAUUAAUAGAAAUGAAGAAGAGGAGAACGAAGAAGAGGAGAAUGAAAAAGAAAAUGGGAACCUAAGCCAUGGUGGGUAUAUUUUUUCAACAACUAACCCAGCCCGGUUUAAUAAAAAUUUGAAGUCGCGCAAUAAUACAGAUACGGAGGAUCUAAAGGAUAGAAGUAGCAUUUUAGUUGAGAUGGGGUUUCAACCAAUAAUAGAUAAGUAUCUAAAGAGCAAAGACAACCAUAUUUUUGAGGCUGCUAAGUUUAUUCAGGCAAAAUUGAUUAUUCCAUCGAAUGGAAAUGUGUCCAUUUAA
This is a messenger RNA of Saccharomycodes ludwigii, 2826 nucleotides long. RefSeq names its product glucose-induced degradation complex subunit VID28 (gene VID28). NCBI's taxonomy places the organism in Eukaryota, Fungi, Ascomycota, Saccharomycetes, Saccharomycodales, Saccharomycodaceae. Gene Ontology annotation, biological process: proteasome-mediated ubiquitin-dependent protein catabolic process. The record is from RefSeq and is a predicted model, not a curated record. Bases 1 to 2826 code for a protein of 941 amino acids. Gene Ontology annotation, cellular component: GID complex. The transcript has a single exon.